AUGACAACGAAGCACGUACAACAAAUCGACAAAAUUUGCUAUACUUUUCAAGGUCUGCUCCUAGCAUUGCUCAACAGGGACCAUAUCGCCACACCAAUUAUAUAUGUUCGUCUAUUGUUCCUCUGGAUCGGUGUCAUAUCACUUGAUAUACUGUGUGGAUUUCGCUUUGAGUUACUGUAUCCAUUUUGGCUCAUCCUUCGCAAGGGCUAUGAAGCUGUUCAUAAGAACCAUAAUGCUGUCGUUACGUUAGCUAACCAUAAUACUGCGAAGUUUUCCGUGCUAUUUGUUUGUGUGACGGCGACAUCAGACUUGAUCUGUUACCUUUUCAUACCUGUGAAAUUCUUGGUGUUUCUCGCCAGUACCUAUGUUUGGGUGCACGUGAUUUGGCAUUCACAUGGUGGAUUCUUACGAACAUUAUCUGCUAUGAUUUAUGGUAAGUUAUGUCCGUUGGUAUUUUGGGUAUUUAUUGUUGCAUUCGAGGCGGGAAUACGAUUAAACUGUUUACAAACCCAAGGGUUAGCACCUGUAAUACCGCGGAGUUUGAAUUUAUUUUUCGGUGCACAUUGUAUAGGAUAUCCACUAGUCAUAGUGUCAUUCAGCUUACGAUAUUAUUUCAAAGAAUGGAGAAUUCGUCGAAGACAAGACGAUGUUUGUCGUCAGAAUGAGCUUAUGGCACGAAUAUUGACGGAAGCAUUACCGGCCGUCUACGAGGGUCCUAAAGACUACACAGCAAAGAAUGCGUUACUCGAAGAUGGUUAUGUUUUUGUCCGUUUUAGUAUUUCCACACUAGAGGCUGAAAAGCUAAGGGCGGAAGUAAUGCAACUGAAAACGGCUGAAGCUGAUGCAAGAAUACAACUUUCUGUUAGCCAGAGUAAUGAGAAACACGCCAAGCAAGAAGCGGUACAACUACGAUCCAGGCUUGAACAAAUGGAGGCGAGGUACAUUACGAUGGAAAAGUUGAGAGAUAUCGACCGCAGUUCUUUGUCACAAUUAGAAAAGAAGUACGCGGAACUUAUGAACAGGAAGAACGAUGUGGAACGAGAGCUAAUGGAUGAGCGAAAGGCCCGCAAAGAGGAUGGUGGAAAACGGUACAUUUUGGAUUCUGUUGAACUACAACGUGAAAAGGAAAGACAACUCGAGCAAGAAGUGGAUAGACUUCGUGCUGAGGCUGUUUCCAGAGAAGAGAGAGUGAAUGAUGUUGAGAAAGAGCUGUGUGCACUUCGUAAAUAUAAGGAGAUGAAUGAUAUUGAGGCUUUGAACAUGGAUCUACGAAUUAUGCGCGAGAAGAUGGUACAUCUCGAAGAAUCCCUGGCUGCUGAAAACAAACUGAAGCAAGAGUUGUUUCGUGCUCUUGGUGACGCUAAAGCUAAUAAUGCACACCUUCAAAGUGAGCGCUUCAGUUAUUUUUUUUUUCCUCGUCUCCAUUUAGCAGUAUUUGUUUCUUGCACUUUUCUUUUCCUAAUAAUGAGUUCAUUGUGA
Molecule: messenger RNA, 1479 nt
Organism: Angiostrongylus costaricensis
Lineage: Eukaryota; Metazoa; Nematoda; Chromadorea; Rhabditida; Metastrongylidae
Source: the annotation of a GenBank genome assembly